AUGGGUCUCCACGCCCGCCGCCGCGACUCCUCUCCCGGCACCGUCCCUCCGCUCUCCCCAACCAUCUCCAUCCCCCCUCCCCAGCUCCUCCACCACCACCAUGUUCCCUCCUCUAACAACAUCUUCAAGUCCCACCAUGACCGCAGCCACAACCGCCGCGAAUCUCUCCCCGGUCCCUCCUUCCUUCCCCUCUCGCCGCCUCCAGCCACCAUUCAUUCCCGCCGCGACUCCUACCCCGGCCCCUUCCCUUCCCCCACAUUCGCUGAAUCUGAUUCAGGCCUCCUUCCUUCAACCUCAUCACACUAUUAUCAUCCUGAGCUUUAUCAUCAUACCAGCAAACGCAGAUAUGGCCACAACCACGGUCCUGGACACCCCAGAAACCUUGAUGUUGCAACCAAAAUUGCGUUCUGUCACAGGUUGUGUCUCUACGACAAGGACAGCGACCUCGCCUGGCCGUUUCGCGACCUUGAAGGUCUCGACCAUGAUGACAUAAGGGAAACUGCCUAUGAAAUCUUCUUCACCGCGUGCCGGUCCUCGCCGGGGUUCGGUGGCCGAAGCCCGAUCACAUUUUAUUCUAAGCAUGAUGGGAGUGGUGAGGGGAGGAGUACGCCGGUGUCCCAGACAAGUAGGGUGAAGCAAGCGCUUGGGCUGAGGAUGCUGAGAAGCUCCUUGUCUCAGAGGAUAAUGGUGUCGGCACCGGCGUCGCCGGUGACUGAGCGGAGUCCUCGGUCUCGGGCUGUGCCACGGAGGACGGUGACGAUGGCAGAAGUCAUGAGGCUGCAGAUGGGGGUGUCGGAGCAGAGUGAUAGCCGGCUGAGGAAAACACUUGUGAGGACACUUGUUGGCCAACUUGGCCGGCAAGCAGAAACUAUCAUUCUCCCUUUGGAACUCCUUCGCCACCUAAAGCCUUCGGAGUUCAAUGAUUCCCAUGAGUACCAUUUGUGGCAAAAGAGGCAGCUCAAGUUCCUUGAAGUAGGUCUCCUCUUUCACCCUUCAAUUCCCAUAGAAAAGACCAACACCUUUGCCAUGAACCUUAAGGAAAUUAUACGUAGCGCCGAAUUCAAACCUUUAGACACUGGCAAAAACUCAGACACCAUGAGAAGCUUCAGCAACUCUGUGAUUUCCUUAUCGAUGAGAAGCCCUGAUGACACUCCCACCAAUGUUUGCCACUGGGCUAAUGGCUACCCUGUGAACAUUCAUCUCUACAUUUCCCUCCUUCAGUCCAUUUUUGAUCUAAGGGAUGAGACAUCAGUGCUUGAUGAGGUGGAUGAGCAACUUGAUCUGAUAAAGAAAACAUGGUCAACACUGGGGAUCAAUAGGCCAAUCCACAAUGUGUGUUUCACAUGGGUGAUGUUUCAACAAUAUGUAGAAACCGGGCAGAUAGAACCUGACCUUCUUUGUGCCUCAUAUACCAUAUUGAAUGAGGUGGCAAAUGAUGCUAAGAAAGAAAGGGAUUCCUUGUAUGUUGAGAUAUUGAAAUCGGUCCUCGGUUCACUGCAGGAGUGGGCAGAUAAGAGGUUUCUUAACUACCAUGUGUAUUUUCAGGGAGGAGAUAUUGGACAAAUUGAAAACCUUCUUCCUGUGGUGUUGUUAGCAUCCAGGAUUUUGGGAGAUGUUACAAAUUCUGAAGAAGGGCAAGAAAAAGGAGAUAAAACUAGAGUGAGUUCUUCUGAGGGCCGGGUUGAUUACUAUAUCUGUUCUUCCGUGAAAAAUGCUUUUGAAAAGAUGAUGGAAGCAGCAAAUGCCAAAUCUGCCGAGUCUGAAACAGAGAAAAAAAUCGGUGAAGUUAUACUUCAAUUAGCUCAGGAGACUGAAUAUUUGGCAUUGAAGGAGAGACAAAAUUAUAGUCCAAUAUUGAAGAAAUGGAACACAAUAGCUGCAGCAGUAGCAGCAUUGACACUGAACAAUUGCUAUGGACAUGUGCUAAAGCAGUAUUUAAGUGAAAUGACCACAUCAAUAACAGUUGAGGUAGUUUUAGUACUGCAGAGGGCAAAAAUUCUAGAAGAUGUUUUGGUUCAAAUGGUAGUUGAAGACUCUGCUGAUUGUGAGGAUGGUGGCAAAACAGUAGUGAGAGAGAUGGUUCCUUUUGAAGUUGAGUCAACCAUAAUGAUCCGUAUUAGAAAAUGGAUAGAUGAAUCACUGCACAAAGGAAAAGAGUGUUUGGAGAGAGCAAAAGAAUCUGAAGCAUGGAAUCCAAAGUCUAAAUCGGAGCCGUAUGCAAAAUCGGUGGUAGAGCUGAUGAACUUGGCCAAGAAGAUUGUGCAAGAAUUCUUUCAAAUUCCAAUAUCAAUAACUGAAGUUUUAGUUCAAGAACUUGCUGAUGGAUUACAAAAAAUCUUCCGGGAGUACACAAUGUUUAUUGCUGCAUGCGGAUUGAAAGAGAACUACAUUCCCUCUCUUCCCCCACUGACCAGGUGCAACAGGAAUUCAAAGUUCCACAAGUUGUGGAAGAUAGCUAGCCCCUGCAGUGUUAGUUGUGAAGAUCCACACAUAUAUGGAAUAUUUGAAGCUAAUCAUCCUCACUCAUGCACUAGCCGUGGAACACAGCGUCUCUACAUUCGUCUCAACACCUUAUCCUACCUACUUUCUCAUAUCCCCUCUCUUGACAAAUCACUCGCCCUGACACCAGGAGUUGUUCCUUCAAAUCGCCACAGUUUCACGAACAGCCACAAGACUCAAAGUAACAGAACUUCAUACUUCGAAACAACCAACACCUCCAUCCUAGCAGCCUGCCAGCAUGUCUCAGAAGUUGCUUCCUACCGUCUCACGUUCUUUGACACAAACCCUUUCUUCUAUGACAGCCUCUAUGUUGGCGAUGUAGCCAACGCUAGGAUUAGCAAUUUAUUGACAAUUCUCAAGCAUAACGUAAAACUAAUGACAGCAAUUCUGACAGAAAGAGCUCAAGCGCUGGCUGUGAAGGAAGUUAUGAAGGCCUCCUUCGAUGCAUUCCUCACGGUUUUGCUUGCUGGUGGAACCACCAGGGUGUUCAAUGAAUCUGAUCACCAAAGUAUACAAGAGGAUUUUGACAGUUUGAAGCAGCUAUUCUGCAGUUUUGAAGAAUUGAUAGCAGAAAAUGUGGUGGAGAAAGAGGCUGAGGUAGUGGAGGGAGUGAUAGCACUAAUGGGCAUGAGUACUGAACAAUUGAUGGAAAACUUAAGUACCUUAUCAAAUGAGACAAGUGGAAUAGGAGUCAUUGGUAAUGGUCAGAAGUUGCCAAUGCCACCAACUACAGGAAAGUGGAAUAGAUCUGACCCCAACACAAUAUUGAGGGUAUUGUGCUAUAGAAACGAUCGAACUGCAAGUAAUUUCUUAAAAAGGACAUUCCAAAUAGCAAAGAGGAGAUAACAACAAAGAGGCACAUCAAUAAUCUUUUCAAAAACAUUGUGGCUACAAAAUUCUUUCCUUCUAACUAUAGGAUGAAAAAGUGUUUUGUAGAGAGGGAGGAGGGGGGGUGAAGAUUGUAGCAAAAGGAAGAAAAAUUGUGAAAUAGGCAAGGGAAAAUAUAAGGGUCCAAGAAAGAACUGUCUUGCUUUCAUCUCUAGGCAUGUUCAACAUUCAACUGAUUCAAGAAAUUGUUGCAUGUUAAAAGGGAUUAUUUUACCUUUUUGUGAAGAAAAGGGAGAACGAAAGAAACACAACUUUGUCGUGUAAUUUGGUAUCUAUGCAUUUAGUUCAGGAGUAGCUUAUAGCUAGGAUGCUGCCACCAGUUAUAUUAGUCUACAGGGUGCAGAAAACAAAUUUGCUUGUAACUAAAAACUGAAUUUUGCUUUUGUAAAUUCAGUGUGAAUAUAAAGGGCUUAAUAAGAAGACU
This is a messenger RNA of Glycine soja, 3811 nucleotides long. Its product is annotated as protein unc-13 homolog. The record is from RefSeq and is a predicted model, not a curated record. Lineage: Eukaryota; Viridiplantae; Streptophyta; Magnoliopsida; Fabales; Fabaceae. The transcript is spliced from 7 exons. The coding region runs from base 1 to 3345 and encodes 1114 amino acids.